UAAGUGUUAAUCAAUUAAACAUUAAUUUUAUAUAUCUAAUCGCAUUUAAGACUGUAUUCUCUUAACGUGUUUAUGUAAUAAUGUACAUUAAAAAACAGAAAAUUAACUGUCAAAGUGUGCGUGAAAUGAGUCAUUAUUAUUCAAUUGGAAAUUAAGAAAGAACAGUUUAUAAGCGGCAACGACUUUGUGUGAUUUAUUGCUCCUGAAUAUCCAGUACGAUCUUCAACGACGACCACUUUUUCAGGAUGAAUUUUGGCCACACAAUUGAGGAUUCGCGGAAGAAAUAUCCGGAGAUUACGGACGAGCUUUUAAAGAGUCUACAAAAAUGGGCGCAUGAUCAAAAUCUUCCAAAAAUUCCCGAGGAACAAUUGGCAUUAUUCGCGCACAGUUGUUAUUUUGAUUUGGCGAUUACAAAACGAUGCAUGGACGUUUAUUACAGAAUGCGCUCCACGAUCCCGGAAUUUUUCAACGACAGAGAUCCCAGACGCGAGUAUCUACAGCAUUCUUUAAAAGCUUUGGAGUUUAUAGCGCUUCCCAAGCCAGAUCGAAACGGUUCCCGGAUAAUUUUUCAUCGUCUGGCAGAUUCACGGCCUUCCCAAUACAUGUUCAAUGAUGGCAUCAAGCUAUUGCUGAUGUCCAUGGAUGCGAGCCUCUACACGGAAGGUUGUUCGCCGGGAUAUGUUAUUCUCUUCGACAUGUGUAAUGUGAAAAUUGGUCACUUGACCAGAUUGUCGAUAAAUAGUAUUCGCUGGUUCUUCGAGUAUCUUCAGGAUGGCAUGCCGGUCAGGCUCAAGGCCAUUCAUGUAUUGAACGCGGUCUGGUUUAUGGACAAAAUCCUCGCUCUUAUCAGACCGUUUAUGAAGCAAGAACUUUACGAAAUGCUUCAUAUUCACAGCGGUGACGUCUCUGACAUAUAUUCUUAUAUACCGCCAGAAUCUUUGCCGAAAGACUAUAAUGGAGAAUUGGACUAUAUCGCAAACCUUCAUGAAGCGCAUUGCGUGAAGUUGGAUCAAUUGCGAGAUUAUUUUCAAGAAGAGGAGGCCUUAUUUCGUAAUUAUUCGCCUAACAAAGCGAAAAUAGCAAACGAUCAAAACAUUAUGCAAAACGCUCCCAAGGAUUUAAAAGAUCGUCAAAACGGUGACGAUAGUUGAUGCAAGAUCUUAACACGUGUAGUGAAUAACAUAAAUUAAGCAUAUAUAAAUAUAGAUAAAGGUCAGGACAUCAUCAUUGCUUUCUAAUUCUUACGUAUGAUUUUUCGCAGAUAAUUGCGUCCUUGAGUCCAAGCUACCGUCCCCAUCCUCUGGUAUACUCCUUUCUAUGGACGACCUUAUCUGAAAUUAUACACAACAUACAGUUGGAAAGAAAAUCUUUUUCAAGAUUUAUUAAUAAGAAUUGUACAAUCUUAGAACUAGAAUAGAAUCUGCAAAAAAAUUA
Cataglyphis hispanica is the source of this 1434-nucleotide messenger RNA. RefSeq names its product alpha-tocopherol transfer protein-like. Gene Ontology annotation, molecular function: phosphatidylinositol bisphosphate binding. The record is from RefSeq and is a predicted model, not a curated record. Bases 246 to 1151 code for a protein of 301 amino acids. Gene Ontology annotation, cellular component: membrane. Lineage: Eukaryota; Metazoa; Arthropoda; Insecta; Hymenoptera; Formicidae. The transcript has 5 exons.